Messenger RNA from Brienomyrus brachyistius, 8244 nucleotides. RefSeq names its product cleavage and polyadenylation specificity factor subunit 6-like. The record is from RefSeq and is a predicted model, not a curated record. Gene Ontology annotation, cellular component: mRNA cleavage and polyadenylation specificity factor complex. NCBI's taxonomy places the organism in Eukaryota, Metazoa, Chordata, Actinopteri, Osteoglossiformes, Mormyridae. Gene Ontology annotation, molecular function: mRNA binding. Gene Ontology annotation, biological process: mRNA alternative polyadenylation.
CCACUGCUUCGGACGGAUGUGACGCACGCUGUUUUCCUGCUGACUGAUUUUUUUUCUAGUUGUGUAGGAGGAGGUAGAGUGGAAAAUGGCCGACGGUGUGGAUCAUAUUGAUAUUUAUGCGGAUGUGGAAGAGGAGUUUAAUCAGCAGGAAGCAGAGUACAAUGUUCACGAACAGAUAGACCUAUACGACGAUGUCAUCUCCCCGUCUGCCAACAACGGCGAUGCUCCGGAAGACCGGGACUACCUAGACAACCUACCCCCUACUGUGGGGGGUGAAGGGGGCAAGGGCCCCCCUCCUAAUGUGGUCUAUACUUACACUGGGAAGAGAAUUGCCCUAUACAUUGGAAACCUCACAUGGUGGACGACUGAUGAAGAUUUGACCGAUGCCAUUCGUUCAGUGGGGAUAAAUGAUUUGCUGGAGAUUAAGUUUUUUGAAAACCGAGCUAAUGGGCAGUCUAAAGGGUUUGCUCUAGUCUGUGUGGGAUCCGAGGCCUCCUCAAGGAAACUGAUGGACCUGCUGUCCAAACGAGAGCUUCACGGGCAGAAUCCCAUUGUCACGCCGUGCAACAAACAGACCCUCAGCCAGUUUGAGAUGCAGUCUCGGAAAAGUACGCAGUCAGGGCAGAUGUCCGGAGAGGGCAAGGCCGGCCCCCCAGGUGUAGGGCCCCGUGGUGGAUUUCCCCUGAGCAGAGGCCGGGGGCGCUUCCCCGGCAUGCCUGGCCCGGGUGGAGAUCGCUUCCCUGGGCCGGUGGGUCCCGGAGGGCCUCCCCCGCAUUUUCCAGGAGGCCUUCAAGGCCCACCACGACCUCCCCCAGGCCCACCAGGCCCCCCUGGUCCUCCCGGACCCCCUCCUCCAGGACAGGGUCUCCCACCACCCAUCUCUGGUCCCCCGAGUCGGGGUGAUCGUCCCCCUCCACCAGUGAUGUUCCCUGGCCAGUUUGGCCAACCCCCUAUGGGACCCAUUCCUCCUGGCCCCCCACCUCCGGUGCCAGGGUAUGGCCCUCCACCUGGUCCCCCUCCCCCACAGCAGGGACCUCCCCCACCUGGGCCUUUUCCUCCUCGCCCCAUUGCUCCGCCCUUAACCCUGGCUCCCCCACCGCACAUGCCUGGGCCCCCUCCUGGCGGCCCACCUCCAGCCCCCCAUGUCAAUCCUGCUUUCUUCCCUCCCCCGGGAAACAGCAGCAUGCCUUCUUCAGACAAUCGCGGCCCCCCUCCCAACGACCCCUAUGGGCGCCCACCUCCCUAUGACAGAGGAGACUACGGCCCUGCUGGCAGAGAGAUGGACGCCGCCCGGACCCCCCUCAGCGAGGCUGAGUUUGAGGAGAUCAUGAACCGAAACCGAGCCAUCUCCAGCAGCGCCAUCUCCAGGGCUGUCUCUGAUGCCAGUGCAGGCGACUAUGGCAGCGCUAUUGAGACGCUGGUCACAGCCAUCUCCCUCAUUAAGCAGUCCAAGGUGUCGGCUGAUGACCGCUGCAAAGUUCUCAUCAGCUCCCUGCAGGACUGCCUGCACGGCAUUGAGUCCAAGUCCUACGGCUCCGCCUCCAGAAGACGGGAGAGGUCCAGGGAGAGGGACCACAGCCGCUCCAGGGAGAAGAGCCGGCGGCACAAGUCGCGCAGCCGCGAUCGGCAUGAGGAUUAUUACCGCGAGCGCAGCCGGGAGCGCGAGAGGCACCGCGAGCGAGACAGGGACCGUGAGCGGGAUCGGGACCGUGAGAGGGAGUACCGCCACCGCUAGCACAGGUGUGUAUGCCGAUUUUCUGCCCCCUGCUUCCUUUGUCAUUGACCACCUCUGUCCCACAGGAAAGGGGGGGGGUGCUCCCUCGGAGCUGCUGCAGGACACUGUGCGGUGUUCCUGGGGUGGCAGCAGGUAGGUCAACACGGUGAGUAGCUUUCUGUUACCGUUACCUUUAUCUAUUCAUGAAUGACUUUUAUUUGUUGUAUUGUCUAAUAAUUUGACAUCAUCUGUCAACAGUUUACAUUGUUCUUCUAUUGUUUGUGUAUCACUCUGUCAUAAUGUAAUUCUUUUACUUUUUUUGACCUACAAAGAACAGUACUCCUUUAAAAGGUACACACAUUGUAUAUAAAAUGACAUGAAAAUGAGUUUAAAGCAUAAAAUUUGUAAUGAUUUCAUGCAUUUGUUGAAUUAUUUCCAGUUUUUAUUUUAUUUUUGUUUUGUAAAAUUGGGUGUUUUAAUAAACGGUGGAAACAGGUUGUUAGACAGGUUGCGACUUUGUCCCUGAGCACUGUUCUUCGUAUGGUAGCCUUGCAAUCCACACACCAUUUGAGGUGUAAGAUGUAAUCAGACCACAGUGUUUCCCUUCUAGCCAAAGUGUUUGUGUGCCUGUGUGUAUGUUGGCGGAAUGUUCCAAAUUUCGUUGUAACUUGGGGGUAUCAUAUUCAAAAGAUUGCAGAAAAUUAGCUCAUGAAAGCUUUGAGAGAAGCUAAAAAUCCAUUUUUCCAAGUUGUGUGCAAAGGGACUGAAGGAAUUCUAGCUUAUUUUUUUCCUUUGGCAAUUUUUGUUUUUCCAGUGUUAGUUGCCUACUUGUUAUACUAACUUGUAGUAUUCAAAUUGAUUCAAAUUGUGUGAAUGUUGGCAAUAGCUAAAAAAAUAAACUGAAUGUUUAACAGGGUGUUACCUCAGUGUGGACUGUAACUUCAGAUUAAUUGCCCCUUUGUCAGUUCACUGUUUCCCUGAAUGUUUUUCUGCUUUUAUCAGUCAUGGGAGUUUGAUGUCAUGGACCUAGUUAUGUUUUGUUUAGUUUAACUGUCUUAAUUUUUCAACCACAAUUAAAAUUUGUGAAGAAUCAUGUAAAGGGAGUGGAGAUUAAAUUUAAUCAACUUCUUGUCUUCUCUGCCAAGAUAUUUGUCUGUAGAAUAUGGCUGUUAAAUUUUCUGCUUUUUAAAAUUUUGGGGAAAAAAGGCUCAGCCUAGCAGUCAGCUUGAGUGUGGUUAUUCACUCUUGAUUGCCAUCAUGAUAAAGUUGUGUGCUUUUUAUGCACAGCAGGCCCGGUGAUUUUGAGGGAUUCCGGGGGUACUGUAUCAGGGCUGCUCAGUUACGACGGCCCUGGAGGACGAGGGGGGGGGGGGGGGGGUCAGCAAAGAUAAGUACCAGCAUCAGCAGUUUUACCUUGGAAGGGUAACUCCCUCCCUGAGACUGUAGUGGCGCGCCACGGGCUGGGAAACCGUAAUUGAGUAGCCCUAUACCUCUCGCAUGCGCACAUGCCCACGCAUAAUCUGUACAAUGUUCGUGUAAAGGUAUAGGCCAGCUUGUGUGGACUGUCUUAUCCCUUUAUCCUGCUGACUGUGCAAACGAAUGAGCUGUGAAUUACUACAUGCUGUGUACAGGCACCAGACAACCAGCCUGGAUGCCCCUGCAGCAUAUGGGGGAGAGACAAUGAUGGGUUUCUUGUUGCGGGUACAUUUCAGUACUGUUACCUGUUUGGUUGAUUCUGCCCAUUUAAUAGCUCUUUUGAAAUUGGCACAGUCUGACCUUUUACACUGUUUCAUCAUCUUGUACUUAAAGGUUAUCAUGUAACUUAAUUUCUUUCGGGGAACAAGAAAUUGGUUAAUGAAGUAUGUAGAGAGUUGUGGGCAUAAAUAUUUAUGAUCAGUUUUACUGAAUGUGUCCAGGGUGCAGGUAAUGCAGCAGUACUUUCCCUUUAUACGUUUUCAGUGUCACUGUCCUACAGAGAGAUUUGCACUGAUUUUCUGGAGUGUAUGUGGGUGGGGGAGUGACGUGUAUUUGGUAAAUUGUGUUCAUAGGUGACCUUGAGAGCCUAGUAAUGUUAAAUAUGUUGUAGGAUAUAUUAUUUGUGUGUGUGUGCCUGCAUUUUACAUAACCUGGUAAUAUAACCUGUUUUCACAUUUCCACCUUAAAGAAAUUUAUCUCCAGCUUUUUUUAGUGAGCACUGAAUAAAUUUUGAUAUAUAUAAAAAAAUACAUUUGGCUGCUGUUCUACUCAAUGUUCUGUUUUUUGUUUUAUUCUUUUUUUAAAAAAAAAAAAUAGUUUUUUUUUUUCUUUACAUGGCUUAAAAUGAAAGGAAAAUCACUGUGGUUUUUCAAGUUUAGGCCAGAAAGUCUGUGAUGCACAUAUCCUGUGAAGCAGUGCUGUAAACUCUUUCCAAGGGUUGUGUCCCACGUCUGGGUGCUCGAUACCUAGGACAGUAUAGUAGCCUGGGUAGCGAGGGCAUGAGGCACUGUCACUGCACUAAAACCCCAUGUGUAUAACUGGUUCAAUCUUCCGAAUUUCUUAUGAAAAGUAAUUUUUCUGUAUUCUGUCUGUUCUGUCUUCAGCUUGCCUUCUGGGGAUGGGGGGUGGUUGGAUGCCUUUUUCCACAUUUUAAUGUUAAUGCAGCUUAAAUUAUUGUCUGUUCAUUUUAGCCUUUCAGGUAAUGCUUGUGCACUGAAUAAAUCGCUGCAUUCCUCCACUUUGUCUUUAGGUGUUCAUAGGUGAUCUACUGGACUUCGAGAUUGUAGUACUGGCCUUUUAUAUAUUUAGCUUGUCAUUUCUAAAUGUGGUUCACAGCACACUGGCAUUCUUAAACCAGGUCAGCCCCCUUUAACAGGGAGAAUUAAAAAAAAAAAAAAAAAAAAAAACUUGUGCACAUUGAUCCAUAAUCUUGAAGCUGGAUGUUUUGGAUGAAGGGAAUUUAGCCUGCAGUGUGCUGGCUCUGUGGGUGGGGGUGGGGGUCCACGGCAUGUCAAGUCGCUGAGCCCAAAAGAAAUCAUUAAACAUUUCUUUCUUCGAUUCUUUCCAACUUUGCACUAGGUAAAUGAUGUCCUUGUCACCAGCUCAAAAAGGGCAGGGCUGUCAGGGUGCUGGGGAGGGGUCUGAUUCUGCUCACUUUCAUCAUCCCUGUUGUAUUUUCGUGUUUGGCUGUCCAGUUGUUCCAGAUUCAGCACAUUAACACUAAGUUCCUCUGUCCUACUGUUGUUCUUGAUGACACGGGCCCUUUUACCUGGUGUCUAAGUUGGAGUCGUGUCCAGGCAUUGUGUGUACUGCUGGUCGAACCUCCUGUUGGCUAAGUCCUGUGUUCUUUAAGACACACGACCGCAAUCCUUUUCUCACUAAUGUUGAAUAUGUAAGGAUUCAUAACUGUGCCGUCUCCCAGGCUGCAUGUAUAUGUCUAGAAUGGCCUCCUGAGGCUGUGACUGACAUCUUCAAGGUGUGUAUGUGUAUAUAUCCAUAUAUAUAAAUAUAUAGACACAGCCCCUUUCACCUGUUUUGUGCCCCUUGGCAGCCUCAGUCGGCUCCCAGCCAAUUCUGUUCUCCGCUAUGCUCUUCAGCUGAUUUAAAUACCCUGUUUUAAUAGUCUCAUUUUGAAAACUCUUGAUGCUUUAAGUCCAGAAAUGUUCACAUCCUGAAAUUUAUCAACAUAUUUCUCAUGAAUUGACUGAUUCAAAGGGAAAAGUUUUUUGACUGUUAAAUGUUUUCAAAUUUGAUUACCCCUGGAUAUAUUUUAAAAUGUGAAAUGAAGCUGUAGUAAUUUGCUGACCAGUCACUGUCAUUUGGGCUUUACUCGAGUUGUUCAGCUUGGCUGUGUUACCACCGUGUUUUCCCUCCAUGUUCAGUGCAGAUAUAUCCUGUAAAGUGAACGCAGCCAGAUCAGGGUAACCUCAGCGGGCCUGACUGAACUUGCCACUUAACUUGUGGCAGUGGUCCUGUAUGGUACCGGAGACUUGGUAGUGCCCCCCUGUGUCCUGUGAACAUUUUGCUCCUCUUCUACUUGUUGUCUUUAGUAAUUUCUGUUCAAAUGUGAUGUAUUUCACUGCAGCUGUGUCGCCUGUGAUUUUUAGCAUAAAUUUAUCUGGGCUUAAAGUAGCUAUACCCAACUCUUAGAGGUCACAUGUUCAUGACGUAUGGCUGCUUUUGUGCUGUUUGCCGUGCGGAGUAACUGGGCUGUUUCAGUCUGAAGGUCACAGGUAUCGUCCGAGGUUCAGCAGGUGUCUGCAUGUUCUGUGUCCGCUUCCCUUCUCCUCCUCUGUGUGUAGAUAGAAAUACGUAAAUUGCUGGGCUGCACAAACCAAACUCCACCCUUCGUUUUGACACAUUACAGCUGAAGGAAGAGGAUUGGGACAGCAGGUCACGCCUGGGCGCUUCAGGAAUAGACUGCUCUCGGCCGUUCUUCGUCUGCCUGCACGUGGAUGGACUGGCUCGCAGUCUGCAUGGCUGUGUGAGACAACUGUAGAGUAAAACUCUUACGAAUGGUAAACAAAAUGCGAUGUUUUUUAUGUUACUUUUUUUUAUUAUAAAACCUGUGUGAUUUAAAACGUACAGCUUUCCAUAAGUUGCCUAUUCUAUAAAAAAUAAACCUUCGACAGCUUCAAUGUGUAUAUUGUCAGUAGAAAUAUUUUAUAGAGCUCUCCCCCCCCCCCCCCCCCAUUCCCCUCGUAGUGUUUUUCUUUUGUUGAUGUCUGUAAAUGUCACAACAUUUGAUUAUUAAAUAUAGAUUUAGUGUUGUAAUAAAACAUUUACUGGGACUGGUACUUGUUAAUAUGCUGCAAUGUCUGUUCUUUGUAUCCAACACACCACCCAUCUCUGUAUGUAGCGUGUACGUUUGACCCAUUUGUGUUGGGCUAUGCAUUAGUGGCACCUGUAGCUAUAAUAAGUGGGGUGUCUGUGUUAAAAGCUGCUGUUUUGAUGUCAGUGAUGCCCACCUUUCCAGUUGUAUGGCCUCAAGGGUUUUUAAACUAAAUGAAGUGUUUUAAAAUCUGUAACGGAUUACCAUCUCUGGUACUGUACAAUUAGUGAUUAUAGGUUAGACCAAUGUGACUAGCUAUAGAUGCACUUGGUUUGUGGUCAUUCUCCCCCUUGGGCGUAUUGUAUAGCUACCUGUCUACACGAUCUCUCUCUAUUGCCCUGAUUUUAAUAGGAAUUAUCUGAGGGUACGUUUUGUUAGAUGUCACCGUUUUCCAUGUGUGCCGUGGUGUAAUCUUUGUUUCACCAUAUCUCUGGGUUGCCUUUAACACAGACCACAUUAGGAACCUCACUGAAGAUGUGAAACUGUUUUGUUUGGUCCCCCCCCCCCCCCCCCCCCCCCCCAUUUUUAAGCUGCUGGAUGUCUUGUCCUUUUGGCCUGGUGACUAUGACCUUGGCAAUGACUCUGUUUCACCUGUGGUGCCGUUGUAAACUUUAUAAGUUAUGUUAGUUACUCGAUUUCGCAUUUUCCAUUUUAAUGCCUCAUGGCAUAGACCUGUGAAGUACGAGGUUGUUUAACAGUAUGAACUGCGUACUUUUUUUUUAAUUGACUUUAUACCUUUUUUUUUUUCUUUUGAAUGCUUCUCAUGCUCUGUUAAUAGGCAGGGUUAAUGGUCUUUCGGAGCCUUUUACACAGACAGAUUUUAGUUUUACAUAAUGGUCCGUUGGUUGUUCCUCCCCCACCCAGUGAUUAUUGCAUUGGUCUUUGUACACAGGUGAAUAUUUCAUUUGUGCAUGUUGUAAACACCCCGUGCAUAUUUUCCAUUCUUAUUCAAAUCCUCCUAACAGGGUUAAUGUGUUUUUAAUGCUGAGGUUACUCCUUAGUAAUAAGCCCCCCCUUUCCCCAGCCUGCUGAACUUUAGCUGGUGGCAGAAAAGCUAAUAACUUGAUCAUUGUUUAAUUGGAAUUGUGAAUCACUGCAAUAUUAACAGUAUAUUGGUGUGACCCUAAGUAAUUUGGCAAAUAGACUUGGAACUAUGCUUGGAACUGCGCUAGGUUAGCCUACCAGUGUGAUUUGAAAGCACAACUCCCAGUCCCUUGAGGCCGUGGUAAUAGUGUUACCAAUGUAUUAUUAGUGUGCCACAGUAACGUGACAAGAACUACGGCAGUUUUUUCCCCAUACGUUGGUGUAAUUUUCAGAGAUUUUUUUUUUUAACUAUGGCCUUAACAGACAGGAGAUGUGCUAUCAAACAUACAUUUUUACAAAUUGUUCGUCUUAAUGCGUGGCUUGGUUGCACCACCAUGCAGAGUUAAGUAAUGUAGAUUUUCCAUAAUCAGGUACAGCAAAAACCCGUCUUGUAAAUAUUCACAAGUGUGAAAUUACUGCAUUUCUCAGUUUGUUCCUUGUAUAUAGUUAAUGUGCUUGUUUGUGGAAAUUUCUUAACUAGGACUUGACAUUGCUCAUUUUGUUAUACAAGGGGCUUUUUUUUUUUUUUAGAAAUGUAGUACUUGGCAUGUAUGCCCCAUUACGAACGGUUUUUGGCACUUUUUUAAAAUUGUGCUGUCCUUUUGACUUUCCUCAAUAAAACAUAUUUUGUUAGUUUUGA